This is a messenger RNA of Eimeria mitis, 630 nucleotides long. RefSeq lists its product as uncharacterized. Bases 1 to 630 code for a protein of 209 amino acids. Lineage: Eukaryota; Apicomplexa; Conoidasida; Eucoccidiorida; Eimeriidae. The record is from RefSeq and is a predicted model, not a curated record. The transcript has 2 exons.
AUGACGGCUUCUCAGGCGCCCGAGGCGGCCCCGCAUCUGGGCCGCCAUUCAGCUCAGUCUGACAACGUAGAGAGGGCUCCAACUGGCCUUUCGUCGGAUCCCUGUGUCGAGCCUCAAAAACCUGCUAAAGUAGAUGCAGAGAAACCGCUUACCAAAAAAAAGAAAUCCAAAAAAGCACAUGCAGCAACGAAAGAGAAAGAUGUUGGAGGUGUAGUGGCCCGUGAGCCGGAGAGCUCACUUGCUGCAGAAGGAACUGACGAAGAGGAAACAGCAGCAGCAACAGCAGAAAAGGAGUCGGCAGAGACGGGCACCGAAGCAGAAGAAACAGGAUCGGAAGACGAACCGGCCGCUUCAGAUGCAGAAGAAGCAGAAAAUAAGGAGGAAAAUGCAUCAGAGGUUAUUGUGUACAGACAGAAUGAAAUUAUCGAUUCAUCUCAAAGCUUUAAGGAUUUCGCAGCGACACAUUUAGACAGAAGGCUUACCAAGGCACUCAUUGAUGACCUAAAGCUCCAACAUCCAACACAUGUCCAGUCUAAGGUGACCCAGCUGCUGCUUUCUGCUGCUGAUGGUGUAGUGGGGGUAGUUUCUGUUGAAGCUGCUGUGGCUGCUUUCACCUCGUGCUUUCGAUGA